Procambarus clarkii (red swamp crayfish) is the source of this 1336-nucleotide messenger RNA. The record is from RefSeq and is a predicted model, not a curated record. NCBI's taxonomy places the organism in Eukaryota, Metazoa, Arthropoda, Malacostraca, Decapoda, Cambaridae.
CUCUCGAAGAUCGUAUCAACCAAUUAGACAUGAAGGUGGUGUUGGCGGUGGUGUUGGUGGUGGCGGCGGCGGUGCAGGAGGGCGCGGCCAUGACUGUGUCGCAGAAGGAGGCGGACGCCCUGCCUAAGGAACUCCGUCCCAUCGUGCGUGGCGGCUCCUGGUUUGAUGACAUGGCCCUCGUGAGGCUUAGGAAGAUGCAUCAGGACCUCAGGAAUCUGGGAGAACAACUCACACACGACCACGAGGACCACCCGGAGGAGCAGUUCAUCAUGGCUCGCCUCAGGAACCCCGAUAUGACUUACGUGGAGGUGGACCUCAAGGCUCAAGAGGAAGAGGAACGGAAGGAAGGGGAGCAGGAGCAGCAGGAGCAGCCCCAGGUUGUGGUACAGAGUACCCGCGAGGCUAUGAGGAAUUUCCUACGCCACCACACUUAUCAGCGUGAGUUCGAGGGCGAGGAGGACCUCGAGGACGACCAGUCCAAGGUCAGCGUCACUACCUCCUCGGAGUUCAUGGACAAAUACGAGAAGGAACUGGAAGGCUUCUUCAGAAACUUCAUGAGCGCGAUGCUGCAAGCUGAAAUUGGCGGAGUAAGCAUUGAGAACCACAGCGAGGAGGAGGAGGAGGAGGACAGAACCCUCCCCAGUAACACCUCGGAAGACAGAACCCUCCCCAGUGACACCUCGGAAGACAGAACCCUCCCCAGUAACACCUCGGAAGACAGAACCCUCCCCAGUGACACCUUGGGAGACAGAACGCUUCCCGACGACACAUCAGGGGGGUCGAAUUAAGACAGUUUUUCAACUCCUUAAAAGCUGGCUAGAGUUGUUAGCCUCGUCUUGUCCUGCUCAGGGCCUGUCUUACCACGCUCUUAAGAGCACCCACCAACCCCUUAGGCUAACUCACCUAGCGAUCUUAUUUACUCAUGUCACCAUAUACCUUUCCACGAUAUUAUUAGUUAAUAGGAAUUUUUUGUACUACUUAUUCCCAUCGUCCAAAGCUCUCGGAAUGGCCGGCCUUAGAUUGGGGGCCGCCCUCGGAGUUUGGGCCAAAAUUUGUUUAAACACGCAGAACAAUUUUAUAUCAUAUGAAAAUAUUAACCUACUAUUUUGAAAAUAAGAGUAAAUGUAUAUUUCGAUCCCCCACCCGGGAUCCUCUUGAGCAGUAGAGGAUUCCAUAGACUCUACGGGAUCCCGUAGAUCCUCUACUGGAUACACAGAGAUCACACUAACGUGAUGCAUCAAAUGAACAAAUCAACAAGGGCCGUGACGAGGAUUCGAACCUGCGUCCGGGAGCAUCCCAGACACUGCCUUAAUCGACUGAGCUACGACAGGGUUAA